UGUAAAAGAAACAUAUCUGAGGAAGAAAAGAAAGAAAGAAAGCAAGCAGCCUUAUAAAAUAAAUCCUUUUUUUCUUUCUGUUACAAGGCAAGAAAAGAAUCCAUUAUUGGUUUGAAGUGAAGUUCCUUGUACCUUCUUGGGGUGGGUGACUCAUUUGUAAUAAUUUGGUUUUUGCUGCUAUAAAUUCAUCUUCUCACUUCUCCUCUUCUUAAACCCUCCUCUUUCUGUUGUUUUCUUGUAUCUCUUCCAUAUAAACCUUAGGUUGUUUUUUUAGAACCUUUCUGGGUGUUUGUCACCUUCUUUCGAGCUCUUAAAAGCUUGCAUUUUGAAACUUUAGAUUCUGUGCUUCUUUCAGAAUUUUGUUUUAGACCCUUUUUUCUUUGUAAUUAAAGUUUGUAUCAAAAGAAAAAAAAUGGGAGUUGGAGGUACUUUGGAGUAUUUAUCUGAUUUGAUGGGAAGUAGUGGCCAUAAAUACAAGAAGAAGAAGAAGCAGUUACAGACUGUAGAGCUCAAGAUCAGGAUGGACUGUGAUGGCUGUGAGCUUAAGGUCAAGAAUGCCCUGUCUUCAAUGAGUGGAGUUAAAAAGGUGGAGAUAAAUAGGAAGCAGCAGAAGGUGACUGUAACAGGGUAUGUUGAUCCAAACAAGGUAUUGAAGAAGGCAAAGUCAACAGGAAAAAAGGCUGAAAUUUGGCCAUAUGUUCCUUAUAAUUUAGUGGCACAGCCAUACAUAGCUCAGGCUUAUGACAAGAAGGCACCUCCUGGUUAUGUCCGGAAUGUUGAAAACACUGCCACAAGUGGCACAGUUACCAGAUAUGAAGAUCCUUAUAGUUCCAUGUUCAGCGAUGACAAUCCAAAUGCCUGCUCUAUCAUGUAAUCUACCCGAAAAUGAAAUAGUACCAUUUUGCCUACCUUUCUCAUGAGAACCCAUUGUAAAAUUCCCUUGCAGGGUCCCCCCCACCCCUCUCUCUUCAUUUUUGUUUUGGGAUUUUAUUGGUGUAUGCAGAUUUAUAGUUCAUAAAUGGUUUAUUGUUCAGCUCUCUUUGACAUGUUUUGUUUAUGUAUGAUAUUUAUAUAUUUUCCA
Ricinus communis (castor bean) is the source of this 1081-nucleotide messenger RNA. Its product is annotated as heavy metal-associated isoprenylated plant protein 23. Lineage: Eukaryota; Viridiplantae; Streptophyta; Magnoliopsida; Malpighiales; Euphorbiaceae. The record is from RefSeq and is a predicted model, not a curated record. Bases 413 to 874 code for a protein of 153 amino acids. Gene Ontology annotation, molecular function: metal ion binding. The transcript is spliced from 2 exons.